AUGGAUGGUGCAGAUGUUACUUCAGAACAUACUUCACCAAUAGAGUUGGAAAAUAAGCAAAAAGAUUGCAAUGAGUGUCUAUCAAGUACACCACUUACAGGUAUUGAAUUCAACUAUAUGCCGUUGAAAUACCACCACCACCACCACCACCACCACCACCACCACCACCUAUGGUUGCACUGCAACGAGAAGGCGGCAACGAGAAGGCGGCAACGAGAAGGCGGCAACGAGAAGGCGGCAACGAGAAGGCGGCAACGAGAAGGCGGCAACGAGAAGGCGGCAACGAGAAGGCGGCAACGAGAAGGCGGCAACGAGAAGGCGGCAACGAGAAGGCGGCAACGAGAAGGCGGCAACGAGAAGGCGGCAACGAGAAGGCGGCAACGAGAAGGCGGCAACGAGAAGGCGGCAACGAGAAGGCGGCAACGAGAAGGCGGCAACGAGAAGGCGGCAACGAGAAGGCGGCAACGAGAAGGCGGCAACGAGAAGGCGGCAACGAGAAGGCGGCAACGAGAAGGCGGCAACGAGAAGGCGGCAACGAGAAGGCGGCAACGAGAAGGCGGCAACGAGAAGGCGGCAACGAGAAGGCGGCAACGAGAAGGCGGCAACGAGAAGGCGGCAACGAGAAGGCGGCAACGAGAAGGCGGCAACGAGAAGGCGGCAACGAGAAGGCGGCAACGAGAAGGCGGCAACGAGAAGGCGGCAACGAGAAGGCGGCAACGAGAAGGCGGCAACGAGAAGGCGGCAACGAGAAGGCGGCAACGAGAAGGCGGCAACGAGAAGGCGGCAACGAGAAGGCGGCAACGAGAAGGCGGCAACGAGAAGGCGGCAACGAGAAGGCGGCAACGAGAAGGCGGCAACGAGAAGGCGGCAACGAGAAGGCGGCAACGAGAAGGCGGCAACGAGAAGGCGGCAACGAGAAGGCGGCAACGAGAAGGCGGCAACGAGAAGGCGGCAACGAGAAGGCGGCAACGAGAAGGCGGCAACGAGAAGGCGGCAACGAGAAGGCGGCAACGAGAAGGCGGCAACGAGAAGGCGGCAACGAGAAGGCGGCAACGAGAAGGCGGCAACGAGAAGGCGGCAACGAGAAGGCGGCAACGAGAAGGCGGCAACGAGAAGGCGGCAACGAGAAGGCGGCAACGAGAAGGCGGCAACGAGAAGGCGGCAACGAGAAGGCGGCAACGAGAAGGCGGCAACGAGAAGGCGGCAACGAGAAGGCGGCAACGAGAAGGCGGCAACGAGAAGGCGGCAACGAGAAGGCGGCAACGAGAAGGCGGCAACGAGAAGGCGGCAACGAGAAGGCGGCAACGAGAAGGCGGCAACGAGAAGGCGGCAACGAGAAGGCGGCAACGAGAAGGCGGCAACGAGAAGGCGGCAACGAGAAGGCGGCAACGAGAAGGCGGCAACGAGAAGGCGGCAACGAGAAGGCGGCAACGAGAAGGCGGCAACGAGAAGGCGGCAACGAGAAGGCGGCAACGAGAAGGCGGCAACGAGAAGGCGGCAACGAGAAGGCGGCAACGAGAAGGCGGCAACGAGAAGGCGGCAACGAGAAGGCGGCAACGAGAAGGCGGCAACGAGAAGGCGGCAACGAGAAGGCGGCAACGAGAAGGCGGCAACGAGAAGGCGGCAACGAGAAGGCGGCAACGAGAAGAAGGCAACGAGAAGAAGGCAACGAGAAGGCGGCAACGAGAAGAAGGCAACGAGAAGAAGGCAACGAGAAGAAGGCAACGAGAAGAAGGCAACGAGAAGAAGGCAACGAGAAGAAGGCAACGAGAAGAAGGCAACGAGAAGAAGGCAACGAGAAGAAGGCAACGAGAAGAAGGCAACGAGAAGAAGGCAACGAGAAGAAGGCAACGAGAAGAAGGCAACGAGAAGAAGGCAACGAGAAGAAGGCAACGAGAAGAAGGCAACGAGAAGAAGGCAACGAGAAGAAGGCAACGGAAAGAGUAA
Messenger RNA from Schistocerca serialis cubense, 1947 nucleotides. RefSeq names its product axoneme-associated protein mst101(2)-like. The transcript is spliced from 3 exons. The coding region runs from base 1 to 1947 and encodes 648 amino acids. The record is from RefSeq and is a predicted model, not a curated record. NCBI's taxonomy places the organism in Eukaryota, Metazoa, Arthropoda, Insecta, Orthoptera, Acrididae.